AUGCGGAUCUGCCAUUUUUCGACAGCAGCUGCCGUACUCUUACUGGCAAUUGGCACAACUGCGGUGGAGAGCUCGUCAGAUAGCCUUGCGGGUAGCAAAAAUGGCAAUAACCUUGAGCCUCCAGUAGGAGUUUCGGGUCAUCUCAUGUCACAAAAAGGCUCCUCCGUCAAGGCCGCUCCCAAAGGGACGCUGGACGCCCCCGUUGAUGGCAAGGAUGGCAAACCUCACGAUGGGCCAUGGGUGGAAACGGCAGCUGAGCGAGAUCGCAAGAAGGAAAAAGGAGACGGUAAGUCUCCCACUACAAUGGAAGCACAACAGGGUGGAAAGGGUGUAGGGCUGGAUGGUAAACCGAUUCCCACCUCGAACGAAGGGGUUAUGGACGAUCCUAGCAGAUUGGGUCCUAAAGAGGGUACAAGAGGCACCGAAGGUGGUAUGACGAAGAAGACCAAGGAUACCAAGCAAUACGAAGGCAAGGUGCCAGAGACGCCUAAGGAGGCUCGCCCUCUGCCACAUAGUGAACAGGAGAAGAUUCCUGGCUACCAGGAUUCUCACGAGGUCAAAGAUCAGAAGACAGGAGAUGCAGUGCUUGAGAAGCCCGACGAUCUACCGGACAAACCACAUAAUAUCCCUCAUCCGAAAUCCCCUGGACAGACCACCGACGACUCUCUUGAUUACAAAGCUCCCCCAUCUGGAAGGAAACCCCUCACCAAAACGGGCGAUUCGUCUACGGGAGACGUUGGUGGAGGAAAUGUCUUCAGUCCUAUCCAUUCCUUAUUCCUCUCAUUUACUAUGAUUUUGGUCUCCGAGAUUGGCGACAAAACAUUCUUGAUCGCUGCGCUCAUGGCAAUGCGUCACCCGCGUCUAGUCGUCUUUACUGCUGCUUUCUCUGCCUUGAUUACAAUGACCGUCCUCUCUGCUGUCCUCGGACAUGCCGUCCCUACGCUCAUACCCGCAGCCUAUACGCAAUUCGCCGCUGCGAUCUUGUUUCUCGUCUUCGCCGCCAAAAUGUUCAAGGAGGGACGUGGCAUGUCGCCGGACGAAGGUGUCGGUGAAGAAAUGAGAGAAGUCGAGAUGGAGUUGGAAGAAAAGGAGCACGAGCAGCGACGUAUGAAGAACCGACGACAAUCGUCGGUCACUCCAUACGCUCUCGAGGCUGGUCGCGGUGGUCGCACGCGAUCGACUAAUCGUCUUCCUUCGCCGCCCGAGAGCGUGUCCUCGGCCUCCUCUCGCGAAGUGUCGCCGGAGCGCGGCUUUUCGUUGAACAAUAUUACUGCAGGAACCGCCAAUCUGUUCUCACUCCUAUUGACUCCUGCAUGGGUACAAACUUUCGUCAUGACAUUUCUCGGUGAAUGGGGUGACCGUAGCCAGAUUGCAACGAUCGCCAUGGCCGCUGGUCAGGACUAUUGGUGGGUUACGAUUGGUGCUGUUCUCGGCCAUAGUAUUUGCACGGCAGUCGCAGUCAUUGGUGGCCGUGCAAUUGCUGGUCGAGUCAGUCUUCGCGCAGUUACUUUGGGCGGAGCAGGCGCUUUCCUUGUCUUUGGUAUCAUCUACCUCAUCGAAGCGAUAUUUUAG
Talaromyces marneffei is the source of this 1572-nucleotide messenger RNA. RefSeq lists its product as uncharacterized. Bases 1 to 1572 code for a protein of 523 amino acids. The transcript is spliced from 3 exons. Gene Ontology annotation, cellular component: Golgi apparatus; fungal-type vacuole membrane. Lineage: Eukaryota; Fungi; Ascomycota; Eurotiomycetes; Eurotiales; Trichocomaceae. Gene Ontology annotation, molecular function: calcium ion transmembrane transporter activity; manganese ion transmembrane transporter activity. The record is from RefSeq and is a predicted model, not a curated record. Gene Ontology annotation, biological process: manganese ion transmembrane transport; Golgi calcium ion transport; Golgi calcium ion homeostasis.